Messenger RNA from Amoebophrya sp. A120, 2105 nucleotides. NCBI's taxonomy places the organism in Eukaryota, Dinophyceae, Syndiniales, Amoebophryaceae. The record is from the annotation of a GenBank genome assembly.
CGCAUCCGCAACGCAAUGAAUAUAAGUGUCGUGCUGGUCGUGGCGUAAGUGUGUCUUUAUUAGGGCAGCAAGCCGCCCGAAGAUAUUCUAUCGUCCGCUGCUUCAACAAGCUGCAGCUAUUUAUUCGUGUCAUCAGAAUCCUAGAUGUUGAUGCGUUAAUGGCGUUCAGUGCUUGUGUGGUUGUAGAAACUGUUUCAGAGGAAUUAUUGGUCGCUCUCCAUCUCAUGUGACAGCACACCUUGAUUAUUUCGCGCAUGGGUAUUCGGGACGAGCACGCGCAACACGCCAGCGUUGCCACAACGGCACAAGCGAGCCGCACAACCAGUGUAAUUCGAGGCAUACAGGAUCUUCCGCACGAGGUCGUUUUCGUGAUAUUGGUCUUCCUUGAUGUCCCCAGCCUGUGCCAAUUUGAGCGAAGCUCGAAAAAUUUUGGUGAGGCUACCGUCAGGGACUACCUUCGUGUAUGGCUGAACGCGGAUGUUGCCGCCAUCUUGCGACGCUCGCCCUCCGGUCCCAAGGGAGGUCGUGGGGGGAGGAGGUCCAACAAGAACAACAUCAGCACGGCCGCCUUUUUUGCUUUUCCACCACCACAACAGCUGUGUUACUCCUCCGCGCAAAGCACCAUGGUGGCUACAUCGGCAUCAAACGUCGCAGGUAGUAGACCGAAGGAGUGUGCGAUAAACACGCCUGGUGGAGCUGCGCCAGUUACGCGUCGACCUCGAUCCUGGCGGCAAAUAAAGGCGUGGUUAUGUUUCUGGCAUGAGGUGGUCGUUACCGACCGCGAUUCUACUACUAUGGAUUGCAAAAAUGUCUGGGUCUGGAUCUGGAAGAAUGCGCGAUUUGUCAUGCAGCUUUUUCAUGACCCAUGAGGUCUGGAAUGCAGGACCUAGCAUGACAGAUUCUGUGCGAUCUCUCUCAUGCCUAUCCUGCAUGAGAAACUCCCUCCCGACUUGGUCAAACCUGAGCGACUUUUGGUGAUCAUGCAACACAGAUUUUUGCAUGCUUCAGAUUUAGCAUGACAAGUGGCAUUCUUCCAGACCCAGACAUUUUUACAUUUGAUAACUACUACCCUAUACCAAAAUGGCGCACGAGCUGGACAAAACACAUCCUCUGUGGCGGAUGACGAACACGAGGUCGACUCUUCUGGUGAAGAAAGCACCGGAUUAGAGUCGCCGCAUGCAGCACUUCCCAUGGAAGAAGACCGUGAAGGCCACGGACCGCUGGAGAUGAAUUUCAGGAAUCGCCAGACCGGUACUUCUACCGGUGCUGUUUUCUUUCAACCUCCAUCGGCGCGGCCGUACGUGUCCUUCCUUGACGAAGUGGAGCAGUGGCUGCGUGCCCCCUCGACGCUUUUCGAAAUGCUACGCGAAAUCCAGUGUGAAGGAAAUGCUGCUGCCACAACUGGAAAAGAAACUACGUCGUCGCCAAGAACAAACGUAGCACUAGCAGAAGACAACCGGAAGCGAGGGACGUCGCUUUCCUUUCCGAUAUUAUGUGAUGCCAUUCGAUGGUGCGAGUUCGUACGCGGGCACUAUGGAAGUCGAGCUCAGCAUGCAAGUCUGUUGGCGCGAGAGGAGGACAGACAGCACGUCAAAAGGAAAGCGGAACUCUUUAAUCGUAUCGCAAGCCUUUUGGAAAAAUUACGAUCGGAGGAAUUGGAGGGAACUUGAACAUAUGAGAUGCAAAGUAAGGAGUUCAUCUCCGUUUCAAAUCCAAAUCGCUCUAGUAUGCAAUAAGAUUGACUGCACUUAUUUGAUUUUUUGACAGCCGUAGUCAGCAGCAAAUCCAAGUCGAGGCAGCUCGUCAAGCGCGCCAUCCAGUAGACGAUCGUUACAGAUUUGCGCCUUGAACUGAGGGCAUACAAAAAUUUGUAGUCGCUGAGUAGACUUGUGUAGGAUGUGGCUGUGGCAAUGCCCUCCAUGAAAUUAUUUGGUUUCAGAGUUAUUUUCAUAGUUUCUGGCAGAUGAGAACGCACGGAGAAGACGAAGAAAGGAAAAAACUAAAAUGGCUGUGAUUGCAUUCUACGAAAACCACAGUUCGGAGAAUCAAUAUGAAUAUGUUUUGUUUCAUUUCUAAGCAACGUGGAAAGAGACAAAGGUUCGUGA